CGUUCGUUCGUUCAUUCGAAGAGACUGUGGAGUUCGAGAAAAGCGUGUUCUAUCAUUGCCGGUGUUUCUCGUUUUUUUUUUUUGUAUAUUUGUAUAUUGUGUUCAAUUAUCUUUCAUUUGAUAAAAUAUUUUAAAAGCUAUCAGUGAAAUUUUUUAUAUGCAAACGAAGUGGAAUGCAAACAAAACAAUAGAAUAAUAUCUAUCCUACGGUCGUUGGAAAAGAGAAACUUCAUUGUCAAGUGUUGGGGUCGCAUUCGCGACCCAGACAUCAGCCGAGAUGAACGUGUGACCUUUGUGGAUAGAGCAUAAUCCAUCUCGUAACUGUCGUGUGAGCACGUGCGCAUCUCGUAUUCGACAUGUGUGUUAUGCACACACAUAAAACUGAAUACAUCGAUCGAAGGGCAGGUGGUGGGUAUAUUCUCAGACAAGAUGCUCAGUUUAACAAGAAGGUGGCGUGGGGUACGGCAGUAAUGGAAUUGCAGAGCUGGCUGCUCUAUCAUCUUGUAGCCGUAACCGACUGCAAUCAAGUGAUGCAGUCGGCGACUACAUUGAACGGGGGAUCUUAUCCCGCCGGAGGCACCGGAAGUCGCGCUCGUGAUUUAGGUCUUCGAGCGCAAAAAAAACUUCUCGGCAGAGUCGUAUCUACAGGAGCCGGAAGAUCACUGUUGAUAGAUGAUGCUACUACAUCACUUCUGGAUAAUCUUUAUAAACUUAUGGAAAGAGCUGCAAAAACUAAUCCUAGUUUAGACAAGAAGCAACCUGAAAAGGUUUUAAAGAAUAUUGUUAAAUUGUCCAUUAAGGUGGGUCUUCUACAGCGUAAUCAACAAUUAAACGUUACCGAUGACACGAAACUCGCCGAAAUAAGAACUGCCCUUAGAGCUGUAGCUAUGUCUGUGGUUUCGUUUUAUGAAUUAGAAUUCAGUUUUGAUAGGGCGUAUUUAAUAAAAUCAUUAGAACGAUGCAGAACUGCAAUACAAACAUUUAUAAAGCCACAUCUUACAGAUAAAUCUCAAGAUCGAUGUGAUCAAGUGUUCGAUUUCUUAACGCAUUCCGAUUUUUUGGAUUCCGUUUUUAGGCAAGAUUCGGAACAUAGACCUAUCCUUGGAAUGCUAGUUAGUGAUAUAAAUAAGGCCUUAGAUGCUGGGCAUCUUUGAUUUUUUUUUAAAAUGCGACUGAAUUUUUGCAAUCAAUGGGGAGCAUAAACGAAAAUUAUACUUAUAUUUACUAAAAGAUAAUUAAGGGAAGAUAAUAAUUUUCCUCCCUAAUUAUUUUUUGAAAAAAAAAAAAAAAAAAAGAAAGAAAGAAAGAAAAAAAGUCAAAAAAAGAAACCCAAUGUAUGUGUGAUAUCAGUUAUUUACAGUCGCCUGUAUAAUAAAAAAUAAUGAUAAAUAUGUUUUUGAUAUGAAAGGGUUUUGAAAUAUAAUGUUUCCCGUGAAAAUCGAUCGAUUUCACAGUAGUGCUCACCAAUUUAUGCAAUAAUUGUGAAAUACUCUAUUUAUUUUCAGAAUGUAUAUUGUUAUGAUCAGUAUAUUUAUUUACAAUACUUAUACGUUAGAAUACCAAUUGUCAAUCUAUACCAAAAAAAAAAAAAAAAGAAAUGAGCUUAUUUAUACCCAAAAAUGGGUUUAUAGUAAUUAUGGUAGAUUAUGUUAAUCUUAACAAAAUAGCACAUCAAAAAAGCAAUUUGUCAUUACUGAGAAUGCACUAAAAAUAUGUGCUCUAAAAUAUCUUUUUUAUUCAAGAGCUAUACUCUGACAUAUCGAUGAGUAUAUCUAUAAAGAUAAAUUUUUUCCUGUUACUAUAUGCCUCAAUACAUUUUCGACACAACAUAUCUAAUAUAGUGGCUAAGCCUCGAUAAUUAAAUUGAAAAAUAUUUACAUCACAUGUAUUACAAGUAUGUCGCAGUGUUGCGUGUUUUGUAUAAAUUAUACAUUCUUUACACAUUAUUUGUGAUGAUUCUAAAUGAAAUAAAAAUCUUGUAUUGAUAUACCAUUAAUAAAUUAUUUGUAAUAAGAGGAA
This is a messenger RNA of Apis mellifera (honey bee), 2019 nucleotides long. RefSeq names its product tumor necrosis factor alpha-induced protein 8-like protein (gene sigmar). NCBI's taxonomy places the organism in Eukaryota, Metazoa, Arthropoda, Insecta, Hymenoptera, Apidae. The transcript is spliced from 5 exons. Bases 357 to 1154 code for a protein of 265 amino acids. Gene Ontology annotation, biological process: regulation of apoptotic process. The record is from RefSeq and is a predicted model, not a curated record. Gene Ontology annotation, cellular component: cytoplasm.